Messenger RNA from Trypanosoma rangeli, 2136 nucleotides. Its product is annotated as putative kinesin-like protein. Gene Ontology annotation, cellular component: microtubule; kinesin complex. Lineage: Eukaryota; Euglenozoa; Kinetoplastea; Trypanosomatida; Trypanosomatidae. Bases 1 to 2136 code for a protein of 711 amino acids. The transcript has a single exon. Gene Ontology annotation, molecular function: microtubule binding; microtubule motor activity; ATP binding. The record is from RefSeq and is a predicted model, not a curated record. Gene Ontology annotation, biological process: microtubule-based movement.
AUGCUGCCCGGGCGACAGGGUAGUGAGCGCGCAAACUUUGUGGUUGCUGUCCGCUGCCGACGCCUCGAUGCCCGCGAAGAGGUCGCCGCCUCGCCGCGGCUUGUCCGGCGCGGGAGUGGGCGACAGUCUUGCAUCCUUCUAAACUGCCCCGCCCCGCCUUCAACGGUCCCUGCGGCUACUGUUCGCCCAGUAGAAAGAGGGGAGUCGCAGGCGAGUGUGGUUCUUGUUGACCCGUAUGCCCGUGGGGAUGCCACCGCGCUGUGGCGGAGCUGUGCUGCCUCACCGGAGGGGUCAUCGCUGCAGCUGCAGCUGGACGUGGAAGGGCUGCGGCGUGCUCUGUCUGGCCAGGAUGGGGUGCGGUGCUUUAACUUUGACGCGGUGUUCCCACCUUCGGCUACUAAUGAAGAGAUUUACGCCGCUCUUGUCCAGCGACUAGUGAUUGACGCGGAAAAUGGCUACAACGGGACGGUCUUCGCGUACGGCCAGACAGGGACAGGGAAGAGCCACACCGUGUUUGGGGAGAAGGGCGAGGGUGUGCCUGGAUUAUGCACGCUUGUGGCGGCCGACCUUUUUGGUCAGCGCAGCCGACCCACGUGGCUUCCCGGCACCGGUGUUCCUGCAUGUGUAGUGCGAGGCCCUCCACAGCAAGAGAUGGUGCAAAGAAGCAUGAUAUUUGUUUCUUUCAUGGAAUUGUACAACGAGCGGUUGCGUGACCUUCUCGUUGACCCGGCCACAGUCGCGGCGGCAGAGAGUGUGCAGGGCUGGAUGAAGGGAAUGCGGUGCGGACGUCCUUCGUCCUGUCGUUAUGAUGACUUGGAGGUGGUGGAGCACCCACUGCAUGGGGUGCAGGUGCCGCAUGCAACGCGUGUUCGUGUGCAUUGCGUAGCGGAGCUGGAACAGCUGUUAGAAGAGGGCGGCGGCCGUCGCACCAAGGCAGCCACAGCUACUAACAAGGCAAGCUCACGCAGCCACGCCAUUGUGCAGUUUACAGUGAGGCGAUGCAUCGGUGACGUCCUGGAGGCGGCGGAUGCGGGUGGUGGGCGGCACGUCGAGGCAGACCGCAGGGAGGCCCAGGUGUUGUGUUCAUUUCUCACAGCAAAACUGUGGAUGGUGGACUUGGCCGGUAGCGAGCGAGUGUCGGGGUUCGCUAGCUUGACGGCCGCUGCCCCUGCAGGGAGAUCUGGCGCUCAUGGCAUCGGUGGCGUACCAUGCCAGUUGGAUGGCCGUCGUAGGGAGGGGGCAAACAUCAAUCGAAGCCUCCUUGCGCUGGGAAACUGCAUCAAGGCCCUCGGAACCGCCUGCCGCCAGCAACGGCGCAGGGGCGCCGUGUUUGGUGGUGACGCUGCCUCUUAUGCGUCUCAUUUACGGCGGCAGCAGACCGUUUUCACGCGAAGUAAAACUUCCCCGUGGGAGGUCCAUGUUCCAUACCGCGACAGCAAGCUGACGCGGUUGCUUAAGGAGUCCCUGGGCGGCAACACACGGACCGUCAUGUUGGCUACAGUCUCCCCAAGCUGCACCUGCUUUGAGGAGACGUUCUCGACGUUGAGGUACGCUGCGCGGGCGCGAAGCAUCACACGCCAGGUGCGCCAAAAUUUUGUCGUGGCUGCGGCGGACAGCGAGGACGAGGCGGAUGCGGAGGGGAAUGUGGAGGCAGUGCCGACGACAGCACACGGCGGUGAUUGUGGCGCGUCAUCCGACAGGGAUCGCGCGUGGGUGGCGGAGCGGCAGGCAAAUCACCGGCUGCGGCUGCUGGAACUUGAGGCGGAGGUGCGUUCGCUACGCACUCAGUUGCACGUGGCGGAGGCAGCGACGGAGAAGAUGGGUUUGCCGCGAUCCGGUGAUGACUUGACAGGCGUAUCGCCUGCCGUCUCCGCCACCGCAUCGACAGUGAGCUCCGACAGUGGCACCAGCGAAGGUAUAGAUGUGGAUCGUUGUUGGGCCAUUUACAACCAAACACGCCGUGAACUACAGGCCCUUCUGCAGGAGAGGGCGGCAGCGUCUGCGAGGCGGGAGGAUGUCGCAGGCGGGCCCCGGAUUUUGGGAAACAAGGAACCUAUCCGUGAACUGCUGCGGCAGGAACGGCAAAAUGCGCUGCUGCAGGAGCGCCAGCGCCGCAUAGAUGCCUUUCUGUUAUAG